GAAGGAGGAGAUGUACCGGAAGCAGUUCCCCGUGUCUAACUUGAGCAAUGCGGAGUCUGCUUGAAGAGGUUUGUUCCCGGGUCCUUGUUCUCCGUUAGUUCUGCUCUUUCCGUCCCGUAGUUCAUCAGAUACAACCGGAGUGAACCAGCAGAGCCCGUAUGUCUGGAUCAACCUGUUUAACUGGACUUUGUGCUCAUUUUCGGGCCGUUUAACCUCAGAAUCAUCUCCGUUAGCCAAGAAUGCUAACUGAAGUUAGCUGCAAAUAGACGGAGACGGAACUCGGCCACACAGCGCUCGUCUCAGGGACUAAUCGAUAGAGAUGAAACUGGAGCCACAAUGUCCAGAUAAACCUGUCUGAAUGGACUCUGUGUUGGUCCCUUUUAGUAGAAAACGUCUGAACUGUCUCCUGGUGUCCUACGAAGCUAAUGAAGUUAGCUUGCUACAGGAAGUAGACGGAGACAGAGGUAACCUAGCAACACAGCUCGUGUCAGAGUGAGCUCACCGUUUUUAACGGAGUGUGUCUGGAGGACACGGUACUGGGAUUUAGUGAAGAUGUCUAAAGUUGAAAUGCUGAGAGCUUUUGUGAACCAGCGACUAACUGCGGCUGCUGAUGAGAUAUUUGAGCUGUUUGAAAGGACGAUAGCAGAGUACGAGGAGGAACUGGAGUUCAGUUCAGGCCUGUUGCACAGAGCAGAUGUUCAGCAGCUGUUGGUGGUUAACGAAGAGGUUUCCCCUGAGCAGCAGGAGUGGAGCCCCAGUCUGGACCAGGAGGACCCAGAGGCCCCACACAUUAAAGAGGAGCAGGAGGAACUCUGGACCAGACAGGAGGGAGAGCAGCUUCAAUGGCUGGAGAAGGCUGAUAUCAAGUUCCCUUUCACUUCUGUCCCUGUGAAGAGUGAAGAUUAUGAUGAUGAUAAAGAAAAAGCUCAGUCCUCACAGCUCCAUGAAAGUCAAAGUGAGGAGAACAGAGUGGCCGAGAGAACAGAAGCUGAUGGAGAUGACUGUGGAGGACCAGAACCAGCCAGGAACUCAAAUCCAGAUACUCCUUUACAACCAGCUGCUCAUGACAAGACUUCACACUACUCAGAAUCUGAGACUGAUGACAGCAGAGAUUGGGAGGAGACUAAGGAACUCCAGUCAGGUUUAAAUCCUCUGCAAAACAAUGAAGUACCUGUAAGUGAUCUGGAAUAUAAUACUGGAAAAACAUCAGUUAGCUCCUCUGAAUAUGCUGGAAGCUUUGGACAUGGGGGACAUCUGCAGAGACACACUGGAGUCCAAACAGGAGUGAAACCAUUUAGUUGCUCAGUGUGUAGCAAAGGAUUUGCCGACCAUAGUCUUCUUAGACGACACUUGACUAUCCACUCAGGGGAGAAACCAUUUGGUUGUUCAGUUUGUAGUAAAAGAUUCGCAGACCGUAGUAAUCUGAAACGACACUUGACUGUCCACACAGGGGAGAAACCAUUUAGUUGUUCAGUUUGUAGUAAAAGAUUUGCACGAAAGGGACAUCUGAGACAACACUUGGCUGUCCACACAGGAGAGAAACCAUUUAUUUGUUCAGUUUGUAGUAAAAGAUUUGCAGACCAUAGUAGUCUGAGACAACACUUACCUGUCCACACAGGGGAAAAACCAUAUAGUUGCUCAGUUUGUAGUAAAAAGUUCGCAAGAAGGGGACAUAUGAGACAACACUUGGCUGUCCACACAGGGGAGAAACCACUGAGGCCAAAACUUGGUGCAACACUGAUUAGCUAAAAACUGUCAGAAGGCUGAUACAGACUCUAAAAUAAGCCUUUUCAGCUAAGAUGAAGCUACACAACCAUUGUUAGAGAUGCCCCGAUCACACCUUUUUACCGCCAAUACCGAUUGCCGAUCGUCGAUGAGCCAUAUUGGCCGAUACGAUCACUUUGUUUUUUUUGUUAACGACUAAUUCAUCAAUUAUUUGAAUU
This is a messenger RNA of Sebastes umbrosus (honeycomb rockfish), 1943 nucleotides long. RefSeq names its product zinc finger protein 658B-like. NCBI's taxonomy places the organism in Eukaryota, Metazoa, Chordata, Actinopteri, Perciformes, Sebastidae. The record is from RefSeq and is a predicted model, not a curated record. The coding region runs from base 553 to 1749 and encodes 398 amino acids. The transcript has 2 exons.